Capsicum annuum is the source of this 1207-nucleotide messenger RNA. RefSeq lists its product as uncharacterized. The record is from RefSeq and is a predicted model, not a curated record. The transcript has 2 exons. Lineage: Eukaryota; Viridiplantae; Streptophyta; Magnoliopsida; Solanales; Solanaceae. The coding region runs from base 296 to 997 and encodes 233 amino acids.
UUCCUUAUGGAAACUCUUGUUAACAGAAGUAGAGGAAUCAAAAGAAGCUGAUAUAAGAGAUGGUUUCCAAAGUGUUAUAGAUGACUCAUUGAUAAACCUCCGCUUCCAAAAAGCAAUAAUAGAGAAAUUCAGGCUUUCUCUUAAACUUUCGUAUCUAAAGAAUGCCUCUUGCAUCGACGAAUGGAUAAGAUUAGCCACCAAUAGCUGCAUCAAAGAAUUAGACUUUUAUAUUAAGUGUCGAGAUGGAAAAGAUUGGUACAGUUUGCCCGGUACAACAUUUACAGCUAAGUCACUGAUGGUUCUGAGAUUGGGUGGUUUUAAGCUAGAGUGGCCUCUAAUUGUCGAUCAUAUAAAUCUUACUAAACUAAGGGAGCUAUCUCUAACUGAUGUGUUUUUGGAGGAACGGAUACUCUUGGAGAUAUAUUCUGCUUGUCCCGCGAUAGAAGAUUUGAGUCUUAUCAGGUGUCGGGGAGUAAAAGAUCUAUUGAUAUCCGAUCUCCCCAAACUGCUUAAGCUCACAAUACAUCAAGCAAAUGAAAUACAACCUUGGAAAUAUAGAAGUAGACGAUGUAACAGCCCGUUAGAGUUUGACCUGAAUACUUUCAAGCUUCUGAAAGAACUGAGCAUAACAUUUGAGCAGAUUACCGACUCAAUGGUAGAAAAUCUUGUUUCUGAACUGCCCCUUCUUGAGAAAUUAGAAUUGAACGUAUGUUUGAAGUUGACGAAACUUAAAUUUUCGAGUCGUAUUCUUAGACAUCUAGCAUUCCGUUCUGGCAAGAGUCUGAUGGAAAUUGAGAUUGACACCCCAAACCUGCACCAUUUUGAAUAUGGAGCUCCUAAAUUGCCUGUCAUAUUCUCUAUGAUGACAUCUUCUCUACAGGAAUCUUAUCUCGUAUUAUUUCCCAGCAAUCAAAUAAGCGCGAGUUGGUUUCAAAAUUUGAAGGAAUAUAUAUCUAGAUUCGAACAGCUGAGUAAACUGGUUCUGUCUAUACAGUGAACGACUAAUACAUUCAACGUGGAGGAACUGAAUGGAACAGUAUCCUGCCCGCUAUCCGUCGUCCAGCAUGUGAAGAUAAAACAAGUUAUGGAGUCCGUGAAUUUUGAAACUCUGUUAGAUGGUCUGCUUUGGACUUGUCAUCCAGAGACUCUGUCAAUUGAAAGAAGCUGGGAGCACAAUGGCUAUUUUAUACAGGUGAAUUUGAUCCUC